This is a messenger RNA of Triticum dicoccoides, 1245 nucleotides long. Its product is annotated as ubiquinol oxidase 1b, mitochondrial-like. Gene Ontology annotation, biological process: alternative respiration. The record is from RefSeq and is a predicted model, not a curated record. Lineage: Eukaryota; Viridiplantae; Streptophyta; Magnoliopsida; Poales; Poaceae. The transcript is spliced from 3 exons. The coding region runs from base 1 to 1245 and encodes 414 amino acids. Gene Ontology annotation, molecular function: alternative oxidase activity. Gene Ontology annotation, cellular component: mitochondrion.
AUGCCCGGAUCACAUCGCCUGGAGCAGCAGCUGGAUAUCUGCGUCCAGGACGUCCGCUCCCGUCGUCCUCUUCCUCGCGUCAAUCCAGCGGACAGGCGGAUGAGGGAAAACGCGAGGCGAACGCGGCGCGGGCGGAAACCAGGGCGGCCGGGGCGAGCGCGGUGCGGGCGGAGUCCAGGGCGGCCGAGCGAGCGCGGUGCGCACAGAGGCCAGGGCUGCCGGGUCGGCGCAAGCGGCGGCCGGAUCGAAGUUCGAGAGCCGCGGAGCCACGGGCGAGCACGGCAGCCGGGACGGAAGCCCGGCCGGCUAUCGGACGGCCGGCGGGCAAGCGCGGUGGCCGGGAGGCGGCUGGGCGAGCUUUAUGGCGUUGGCGGGAGCAAAGAUUCCUCAACCGCCAACGUUGACCGCGCCGCCACCCCACAUGCCAACCAAAAAAGUAGCGCUGAAAAGCCCGAGAGCGCCUCGACGCCGGAGCAGAGCAAGAGGGCCGUGGUGAGCUACUGGGGCAUCGAGCCGCGGAAGCUCGUCAAGGACGACGGCACGGAGUGGCCGUGGUUCUGCUUCAGGCCGUGGGACACGUACAGGCCGGACACGUCCAUCGACGUCACCAAGCACCACGAGCCCAAGGCCCUGGCGGACAAGGUGGCCUACUUCGUCGUCCGAUCGCUGCGCGUGCCCCGGGACCUCUUCUUCCAGCGCCGGCACGCCAGCCACGCCCUGCUGCUGGAGACGGUCGCGGCGGUGCCGCCCAUGGUGGGCGGCGUGCUGCUGCACCUGCGCUCGCUCCGCCGAUUCGAGCACAGCGGCGGCUGGAUCCGCGCGCUCAUGGAGGAGGCCGAGAACGAGCGCAUGCACCGCAUGACCUUCAUGGAGGUGACGCAGCCGCGGUGGUGGGAGCGCGCGCUCGUGCUCGCCGCGCAGGGCGUCUUCGUCAACGCCUACUUCGUCGGCUACCUCAUUUCCCCCAAGUUCGCGCACCGCUUCGUCGGCUACCUCGAGGAGGAGGCCGUGGAUUCUUACACCGAGUACCUCAAGGACCUCGAGGCCGGCUUGAUCGAGAACACGCCCGCCCCGGCCAUCGCCAUCGACUACUGGCGCCUCCCCGCCGACGCCAGGCUCAAGGACGUCGUCACCGCCGUGCGCGCCGACGAGACGCAUCACCGCGAUGCCAACCACUACGCAUCGGACAUCCAUUACCAGGGAAUGACGCUGAAUCAGACGUCUGCGCCGCUCGGCUACCACUGA